Messenger RNA from Ascochyta rabiei, 2031 nucleotides. RefSeq names its product DNA independent RNA polymerase I transcription factor. The transcript has a single exon. The record is from RefSeq and is a predicted model, not a curated record. Gene Ontology annotation, cellular component: nucleus. Gene Ontology annotation, biological process: transcription initiation at RNA polymerase I promoter. Gene Ontology annotation, molecular function: RNA polymerase I general transcription initiation factor activity; RNA polymerase I core binding. Lineage: Eukaryota; Fungi; Ascomycota; Dothideomycetes; Pleosporales; Didymellaceae. Bases 1 to 2031 code for a protein of 676 amino acids.
AUGGUUUCUCUCGCUGCCGCCCGCAAACCGGCCAACUUCAUGGCUCCCACCGUUAGCAGCAGCCUCAAACGCAAGCAACGUGAUGCCUCUUCCGACGCGGAGAACGACGGCCUGGCCCAGGCCAAGCGCCGCCGUGUCACAUUCGACCCCGAUGUCGACGUGCGCAUAGUCACGGACGUGGAGAAGAGUAUGGACCUGGUGGCGGAGGAAGUGCGGCGGGCCAUUGAAAAGCAUGCGGCAGGCGAAAAGGGCGAAUACGACCAGUUGCGCACUCUCUUCUCAGACUCCCCCACGGCACCUGGCACAGCUCAUUCUGCGCUCCUGCAAAAAUACGUCAUCGCUCUCACCGACGUUGUGCCGCUGCUCGAUUACAACUGCAAAGGACUCGUGCAUGCAAUCAUCGAUUGCAGCUGGAUAGCCCGCAAUGAGCAUUUUGUGCGCUCGUACCGCAACCUGCUGCGCUCGCUGCUUUCGGUGCACCCUGCCUACAUGUCGACAGUCUUUCAGAUGCUCGUGUCCAUGUUCCUCAACUCGCCCUCCACUGCCGCCAGGCAACAAGACGACCCGCCCAUCCAGCGGCCCCGCCUCACACAGCGGAUACACGAAUGCCUCAGCUCCUUCCUGCGACAGAGCCCCAUGGCGAGCACGUACCUCGCACCCAUCAUCGCCUCCACCUUUCCCUUCUCCGACGACACAGCGAAGGCGCACACACAGUACAUAAGAAACAUCUUGCACGUGUCCGAGUACUGCACAGAGCUGAAGGGAGAGAUCUUGUCACUGGUGACCGACAAAAUCGUCAAGAUCGAUGUUCAGAUCCAGACCGACAUGGAUGACCUCGAGGAUGAUGAGGAAGAGCUGGUGGGGCGGGCAAUUAACGAUGCUGAAGAGGAGGAUAUGAGCGACAACGAGUCUGUAUCGAGCGAGGAGAGCUUGGAGCCCGAGGACCGCCGAAAACGACAGAUUCAGGACAACGUCAAGAAGCUCGAUGCAGUCAUGGACCUGCUGUUCGCGCACUACGAUUCCGUCUUUGCAAAGAAUGACCUCUUCGACAGCGACGAGCUCUUCGAAAGCCUCCUCUCCCAGUUCGCCGCCAUAAUUCUUCCCACCUACCGCUCGCGACACGUGCAGUUCCUCCUCUUCCACUUCAGCCAAACUUCCGCCGAUCUUACCGAGCGCUUCGCAGGCUGCUGCUCGCACCUCGCCUUCGACCAACUACGCCCGCAUAUUCUCCGCGUCGCGGCCGCCGCCUAUCUCGCCUCUUUCAUCGCACGAGGUGCGCACGUCUCUGGCGCCGUGGUACGGGACGUCUUCGACCUGCUUUGCCACCACCUGGAGCGCCUGCGCAUCCAACAAGAGCCCUCUUGCAAAGGACCCGACCUGCGCCGCUAUGGCACAUACUACGCCAUCUCGCAGGCGCUGCUGUACACAUUCUGCUUCCGGUGGCGCGACCUGAUUGUCACACCGGACGGCCACACGCCCACGGACGAGGACAUCAUCUACCACGAGGGCGAUUUCGCAUGGUACAACAACGUGCAGGACAUCAUCCGGCGCAACAUCUUCUCCAAGCUGAACCCGCUGAAAAUCUGCGCGCCGUCCAUUGUUGGCCAGUUCGCGCGCAUGGCGCACCACCUGCGCUUUCUGUACGUGUACCCCCUGAUCGAGACGAACAAACGCGUACGUCUCGCGCGUAGCAUGACCGGCGGGUACCUGGGCGGCAUCGGCGGGCGGGAAACAGCGCUGAGCCAGAAGCGAGGCGACGACAUGUUCCUGCUCGACGCGUAUUUCCCAUUUGAUCCUUACGUGCUGCCCCGAAGCAAGCGCUGGAUCGAGCAGGACUACGUGCAGUGGAAACCGGUGCCGGGGAUGCCGGUAGAAAAAGACGACGACGAUGACGAGGAUUCGGACGAGGAAGAAGAGGAAGACGACGACGACGACGAAGACGAAGACGAGUCUCAGUCCGACGCUGAGCCGGUCGUCGCAGCCGAUACACCUGAAGACCUCGACGACGGGAGCACAGAGGCGAGUCUCUGA